Messenger RNA from Ylistrum balloti, 2274 nucleotides. RefSeq names its product beta-adrenergic receptor kinase 2-like. NCBI's taxonomy places the organism in Eukaryota, Metazoa, Mollusca, Bivalvia, Pectinida, Pectinidae. Gene Ontology annotation, biological process: protein phosphorylation; G protein-coupled receptor signaling pathway; regulation of signal transduction. The transcript is spliced from 16 exons. Gene Ontology annotation, molecular function: ATP binding; G protein-coupled receptor binding; G protein-coupled receptor kinase activity. The record is from RefSeq and is a predicted model, not a curated record. The coding region runs from base 61 to 1845 and encodes 594 amino acids.
AAAUUAGAAUCUGAUGAAGAAAGGAUAAAAUUAGGAAAAGAUAUUUACGACCAAUUUAUCAUGAAGGAAUUGUUAUCACAAUCACAUACCUAUUCAAAAGCAGCUGUGGAUCAUGUACAAGAGGCAUUAACUGCUGCACAAAGAACUAAAAGUUUAUCAUCUAAUAUUUUUGAGCCCUACAUAGAAGAAAUAUGUAAUUCCUUAAGAUAUCAUAUAUUUGAGAAGUUUUUAGAAAGUGAAAAGUACACAAGAUUUUGUCAAUGGAAAAAUCUAGAACUUAAUAUACAGUUAACGAUGAAUGACUUCAGUGUACAUAGGAUUAUUGGGCGAGGUGGCUUCGGAGAGGUAUAUGGUUGUAGGAAAGCAGAUACAGGCAAAAUGUAUGCAAUGAAAUGCUUGGAUAAGAAGAGGAUUAAGAUGAAGCAGGGAGAAACUCUAGCUUUAAAUGAGAGAAUAAUGCUAUCUCUAGUCAGCACAGGGCAGGAAGGCAGCCCUUUCAUUGUGUGUAUGACAUACGCGUUCCAAACACCGGAGAAGUUGUGCUUCAUCUUAGAUUUGAUGAAUGGAGGUGACCUUCACUAUCACUUGUCCCAGCAUGGUGUCUUCUCAGAGAGGGAAGUCCGUUUCUACGCUGCCGAGGUCAUCCUAGGAUUAGAACAUAUGCACAACCGAUUUGUGGUGUACCGAGAUUUGAAGCCUGCAAAUAUUUUAUUAGAUGAAAAUGGCCAUGUGAGAAUAUCAGAUUUAGGUUUAGCCUGUGAUUUUUCCAAGAAGAAGCCACAUGCCAGCGUGGGAACACAUGGGUAUAUGGCUCCUGAGGUCCUAUCUAAGGGAACACCAUAUGACUCCAGUGCUGACUGGUUCUCUCUAGGCUGUAUGCUGUACAAAUUACUAAAAGGACAUAGUCCCUUCAGGCAACACAGAACCAAAGACAAACAUGAAAUUGACAGAAUGACCAUGACUAUGAAUGUAGAGUUGCCAGAUUCCAUGACGUGUGAAAUGAAGGCUCUAUUGGAAGGACUACUACAGCGGAGUGUAGAUGACAGACUAGGCUGUAUGGGCAGGGGAGCCCAGGAGGUGAAGGAACAUCCAUUUUUCCGAACCAUUGAUUGGACUCAGGUGUACCUCCAGAAAUAUACUCCGCCUCUCAUUCCCCCAAGGGGCGAGGUCAAUGCAGCCGAUGCUUUCGAUAUUGGGUCCUUUGAUGAAGAAGACACAAAAGGCAUUAAAUUAGCAGAAGCUGACCAAGAAUUGUAUCGGAACUUUCCAUUGGUCGUCUCAGAGAGAUGGCAACAGGAAGUGGCAGAGACGGUGUUUGAGGCAAUCAAUACCGAUACAGACAAGCUGGAGCAGAAACGGAAGCAGAAACCAAGAAUUGAUGAUGUGGAUGUUGGUCCAACAGACUGUAUAGUGGAAGGAGAAGUGCUAAAGUUAGGAGGACCUUUUCUACAAACAUGGCAGAAGAAACACCUCAAAUUGUAUCCCAAUAGAUUAGAAUUUUACAGCAAGAACAAAGAUGGACAAGUUGUUCGAGGAAAAGGAGUGGAGUUGGUGUCAAUGUUGGACAUUAAGGAAGUGUAUCAAGAAUUUCAGAAGUUGAAUAAAACAGAAAACUGUAUAGUUAUAGUACAGAAAAAUGACACAAAGCUAGCCAUCACUUCUCCUGACAGGGUACUGAUAAACCAAUGGAAGGAUGAGAUCAUCAGUGGAUACAAGACCUCUACACAGAUGAUGGCUCAGAUGACAACCAAAGCUAGCAAGAUGUAUGGUGCGGCUAUCGCUAAUAGUCCUAGCUCAGAAAACUUCAAACCCCCUCUAGAACAUAGAAACAGCAACGGAAGCUAGGCUAAAACCCAUUUAGUCUGAGUUAGCAUGUCAGAAACAAGUGUCGCUUACCAGUGGGCAUCCUGUGAGAUAUCACCUGUGUAUGGAAUCUCCUCUCCAGUUGUGAAGGGCAACCUUGUUUCUAUAACAAAGAUAUCUAUUGAAUGUUUGAUCCAAGAGUUGUUGAUUGAAGGUCGUCACUCUGUGGAAAAUAUUUUAAUUUCAAAUAAAACCUAGGAAUAUAUUUAUGUUCUACCAGAGAUCUGAUGCAAAUCCAAAAUAAAAGCUGUUGAGGAAAGCUGCACACUUGUUGGCCAGCCUGAACAGCAGAAGUCCGGCACUGUGGAUUAUUUUGUGUAUUUCUUUGGCUGGAAUGAAUAUUUAGCUGUAUUUAAAAUAUUUAUUCAUUUUGUGCCAAUCAUCAAAUAUCAGAAAAACAAAAAUAUGAGA